This is a messenger RNA of Balaenoptera musculus (blue whale), 783 nucleotides long. RefSeq names its product proline-rich protein 23C-like. The coding region runs from base 1 to 783 and encodes 260 amino acids. The transcript has a single exon. NCBI's taxonomy places the organism in Eukaryota, Metazoa, Chordata, Mammalia, Artiodactyla, Balaenopteridae. The record is from RefSeq and is a predicted model, not a curated record.
AUGGGCAGCCGGCCCCGCAGCCCCAGUGCCUACCCUGCGGACUGGUGGGGACCGGAGACCGAAGGACCUGGCCCCGCCAAGCGCCGCCGAACGGAGGAGCCCGCGGGCCCCGAGUCCAAGUCCGAGGCGGCGCCCAGCCUGGACAACCUGACGGGACCUCCGGCCGCGGACGCGCUCACUUCCGUAAUGGUCCUGCCCGCCGGCUGUGCCCUGCACCUGCCCCUAGAUGACGUCGACGUGCUGCUGGAGCCCGAGCCCACGUCCGUGCUGCAAGUGUCUCUCGGAGAUCACAUCCUCAUGCUGGUCCCCGAGGCCCUCCUGGGCUCGGGCGUGGAGGGCCCGUGGGUACAGGGCCUGGAACGGACCGCUUUCCUGAGCGCUCCCGGGGAGUACAUGGCCCUGGAGCCGGGAGUCUUCUGCGCAGCUGUCCCAGAGAUGGCCUGCCAAGAAGAGGGCAACAAGGAGGACGCGGACGCCGAGUUCCUGCCGUCUGGGAUGGAUGCUGAAGCCGGCUCUGUCGCUGGGCUCCGCAGCCCCACCGCAAGGGUGUCGGGCCCCGGCGCGCAGGGCUUUGUCGCAGAGCCCUGGCCUCGGGCGCCCAACCCCAGUCCAGAGAGAGGCUCUCCUCACCACGACGACAACCUGGACUUGCACCUUCCGGAGCCCUUCCCCGACUCACCACUCCAACCUCUACCUCCCUCUCCGAGUCCGGGUCCUCACGAGCGCCCCCAACGCCCUCAUGGUCCUGCGCGCAAGGCCCGGAGAUGUCUGUUCCCGGAAUGA